AUGUUGAAUUUAGAGUAUUUACCACAGAAGAGGCAUGAGAAUAAUUAUGACUGGGUUUUUAUUUCCAUCAGGAUCCAUCAGCAGAGACCAGAUUCUCCUGAACCCAGCUGUGUGUCCAUGAAGAGUGACUGGUCUAUGGGUCGAUUUAUUGACUUCAAACAUGGACAUCAGUCUCUCAGUGGUCAGUCUGUCCAGCAGCAUCAAACACAGCUGGACUCCAUAUUUAUGCUGCUGGAGGAGAACAUCAGCAGGUUUGUGAAGAACGAGCUGAAGAAGAUGCAGAAGGCUCUGAGUCCAGAUGACCCAGAAUGCUUAGAGAGUCAGAGUGAGGAUGAGGAGGUGUUGGACGGUGAGGAGGAAGAGCAGAGGAGGAGCAGCAGCAGAGAGGCAUUUCUGAAGAUCACAGUGCACUUCCUGAGGAGAAUGAAGCAGGAGGAGCUGGCUGAGCGUCUGCAGAGCAGAACUCCUGCUGCAAAGUGUCGACGUAAACUCAAGUCUAACCUGGAGAAGAAGUUCCAGUGUCUGUUUGAGGGGAUCGCUAAAGCAGGAAACCCAACCCUUCUGAAUCAGAUCUACACACCGCUCUACAUCACAGAGGGAGGGACUGCAGAGGUCAAUGAUGAACAUGAGGUCAGACAGAUUGAAACAGCAUCCAGGAAACCAGACAGACCAGAAACAACAAUCAGACAAGAAGACAUCUUUAAAGCCUCACCUGGAAGAGAUGAACCAAUCAGAACAGUGAUGACAAAGGGAGUGGCUGGCAUUGGGAAAACAGUCUUAACACAGAAGUUCACUCUGGACUGGGCUGAAGACAAAGCCAACCAGGACAUACACUUCACAUUUCCAUUCACUUUCAGAGAGCUGAAUGUGCUGAAAGAGAAAAAGUACAGCUUGGUGGAACUUGUUCAUCACUUCUUUACUGAAACCAAAGAAGCAGGAAUCUGCAGGUUUGAAGAGUUCCAGGUUGUGUUCAUCUUUGACGGUCUGGAUGAGUGUCGACUUCCUCUGGACUUCCACAACACUGAGAUCCUGACUGAUGUUACAGAGUCCACCUCAGUGGAUGUGCUGCUGACAAACCUCAUCAGGGGGAAACUGCUUCCCUCUGCUCGCCUCUGGAUAACCACACGACCUGCAGCAGCCAAUCAGAUCCCUCCUGAGUGUGUCGGCAUGGUGACAGAGGUCAGAGGGUUCACUGACCCACAGAAGGAGGAGUACUUCAGGAAGAGAUUCAGAGAUAAGGAGCAGGCCAGCACCAUCAUCUCCCACAUCAAGACAUCACGAAGCCUCCACAUCAUGUGCCACAUCCCAGUCUUCUGCUGGAUCACUGCUACAGUUCUGGAGGAUGUGUUGAAAAGCAGAGAGAGAGGAGAGCUGCCCAAGACCCUGACUGAGAUGUACAUCCACUUCCUGGUGGUUCAGUCCAAACUGAAGAACAUCAAGUAUGAUGGAGGAGCUGGGACAGAUCCACACUGGAGUCCAGAGAGCAGGAAGAUGAUUGAGUCUCUGGGAAAACUGGCUUUUGAGCAGCUGCAGAAAGGCAACCUGAUCUUCUAUGAAUCAGACCUGACAGAGUGUGGCAUCGAUAUCAGAGCAGCCUCAGUGUACUCAGGAGUGUUCACACUGGUCUUUAAAGAGGAGAGAGGGCUGUACCAGGACAAGGUGUUCUGCUUCGUCCAUCUGAGUGUUCAGGAGUUUCUGGCUGCUCUUCAUGUCCAUCUGACAUUCAUCAAGUCUGGAGUCAAUCUGCUGGCAGAACAACAAACAACAUCCUGAAACAUCUCCAUGUGGUCUGGCAAAUCAACACCUUUCUACCAGAGAGCUGUGGACGAGGCCUUAAAGAGUCCAAAUGGACACCUGGACUUGUUCCUCCGCUUCCUCCUUGGUCUUUCACUGCAGACCAAUCAGACUCUCCUACGAGGUCUGCUGACACAGACAGGAAGUAGCUCACAGACCAGUCAGAAAACAGUCGAGUACAUCAAGAAGAAGAUCAGUGAGGAUGUGUCUGCAGAGAGAAACAUCAAUCUGUUCCACUGUCUGAAUGAACUGAAUGAUCGUUCUCUAGUGGAGGAGAUCCAACAGUCCCUGAGAUCAGGAAGUCUCUCCACAGUUAAAUUGUCUCCUGCUCAGUGGUCAGCUCUGGUCUUCAUCUUAUUGUCAUCAGAAAAAGAUCUGGACGUGUUUGACCUGAAGAAAUACUCUGCUUCAGAGGAGGCUCUUCUGAGGCUGCUGCCAGUGGUCAAAGCUUCUCAUAAAGCUCUUCUCUCAGGAUGUCUGAUCACAGAGGAAGGCUGUGCUUCUCUGGCCUCAUCUCUGAGCUGCAACCCCUCCCAUCUGAGAGAGCUGGACCUGAGUAACAACAACCUGCAGGAUUCAGGAGUGAAGCAGCUUUCUGCUGGACUGGAGAGUCCACACUGUGAACUGGAAACUCUCAGUCUGUCAGGAUGUCUGAUCACAGAGGAAGGCUGUGCUUCUCUGGCCUCAUCUCUGCGCUACAACCCCUCCCAUCUGAGAGAGCUGGACCUGAGUAACAACAACCUGCAGGAUUCAGGAGUGAAGCAGCUUUCUGCUGGACUGGAGAGUCCACACUGUGGACUGGAAACUCUCAGUCUGUCAGGAUGUCUGAUCACAGAGGAAGGCUGUGCUUCUCUGGCCUCAGCUCUGAGCUACAACCCCUCCCAUCUGAGAGAGCUGGACCUGAGUAACAACAACCUGCAGGAUUCAGGAGUGAAGCAGCUUUCUGCUGGACUGGAGAGUCCACACUGUGGGCUGGAAACUCUCAGUCUGUCAGGAUGUCUGAUCACAGAGGAAGGCUGUGCUUCUCUGGCCUCAGCUCUGAGGUCCAACCCCUCCCAUCUGAGAGAGCUGGACCUGAGCUACAAUCAUCCAGGAGACUCAGGAGAGAAGUUACUGUCUGCUGGACUGGAGGAUCCACACUGGAGACUGGACACUCUCAGGGUGGACCAUGGUGGAGAGCACAGGUUAAAACCUGGUCUGAAGAAGUAUUUCUGUGAACUCACACUGGACACAAACACAGCACACAGACUCCUCAAACUGUCUGAUAACAACAGGAAGGUGACAGACGUAGGAAUAGAUCAGUCAUAUCCUGAUCAUCCAGACAGAUUUGACUGGUGGCAUCAGCUGCUGUGUAGUAAUGGUCUGACUGGUCGCUGUUACUGGGAGGUCGAGAGGAGAGGAAGAGUUUCUAUAUCAGUGAGUUACAGAAGAAUCAGCAGGAAAGGAAACAGUGAUGACUGCAAGUUUGGAUAUAAUGAUCAGUCUUGGAGGCUGUUCUGCUCUGAUGAUGGUCGUUACUCUGUCCAUCACAAUAACAGACAAACAUCCAUCUCCUCCUCCUCCUCCUCCUCUGUCUCUAACAGAGUAGCAGUGUAUGUGGACUGUCCUGCUGGCACUCUGUCCUUCUACAGAGUCUCCUCUGACACACUGAUCCACCUCCACACCUUCAACACCACAUUCACUGAACCUCUGUAUGCUGGGUUUGGGUUCAACAUUGGUUCCUCAGUGUCUGUGUGUCCUCUGUCUGAGUGAGAGUCUCUUCCUGUGUGUGAAGAUGUAAAUAAAUAACUUUGAGAAGUUUGAGUAACAUUAUUUUCAUUGCUGGUUAAAAUUCAAGCAGAAGCAAACACAACGAGCUUCUGUAACAUUGAUCU
Messenger RNA from Scomber japonicus (chub mackerel), 3668 nucleotides. RefSeq names its product NLR family CARD domain-containing protein 3-like. The record is from RefSeq and is a predicted model, not a curated record. Gene Ontology annotation, molecular function: protein binding. The transcript is spliced from 13 exons. Lineage: Eukaryota; Metazoa; Chordata; Actinopteri; Scombriformes; Scombridae.